UUAUCUAAAAUGACGUUUAUUACCAGCUGAACAAAGUUUAUUACCAGCUGAACAAAGUCAGUUGAGCUAUUUUUCAACAGAUAUUUUUAAUUCAAACAGUUGGUCGCAAAAUGAAUACAUUAACCAUCGGACUUUGUCUUGUGCUACAUGUUCUGAUUAUCGACUGCCGAGCAGACGAGGCACUGCUGAAACAGCUGCUAGACAGAGUAGAAAAGCUGGAAAGAAAAGAUUUAGAGUCGACAGUAAAACUGACAGAAAUGGACGAUAAAGUCCAAUUCUACGCAGAUCUCACAGAAAAUCUCCGAGAGGAAUUGACAGAGAAAGGUCGUAUAAUUGACGAAAUGAACCGACGGAUUUUAGAUUUUGAAGAUAUUGUUCGGAAACUUAAGACCAACGAACAGGUAGAAACUACAAAAAGGAGAAAUGGAAAAUAUGUGGAAGCCACUGCCAAGAAAGAAACAACAAUUGCUCCCGAGGUCAAUGUCAGUAGCAGUCUACAUAGACAAGGACAUCAGUCUAAACGGAAUGUUUCUAGUUUUUCAUACAACAAGAAAAAUAUCGACACAAGAAUGACGUUGCCAAGUAGUCGCCAAACUGUCAGUCAAGGAGAAGCUGUCGCAUUCCAUGCAGUCAAUACUCAUGGCGAAAUUGCUCACAUAGGUGUUGGUCAGAACAUACACUUCGAAACAGUUUUGCUCAACCUAAACAAUGGCUUCCAUCCUCAGCAUGGUGUGUUCAUCGCUCCGACAGCUGGACUGUAUAUAUUUUCGACAUCAGUUCUAAGUUUUAGUGGUCAAACGACUAGUUUAUUCGCCGCAGAUUUGGUGAAAAAUGGCGCUAUCCUCGGUAGAGCCUAUGGACAUGGCGACAACGGAUAUCACGAUCGAGGCUCCGUUACAGCUGUAACACAAAUAGCUGCAGGUGAUGAAGUUUGGGUCCGGUUACAUUGCUGCGCUGACGAUUCACUCUACGGAGGAUAUUAUACAACGUUUACCGGCGCUUUACUCAGUGCUUUGUAAACUGCUUAUUCUUUGGAAUUAAGCACAAUAAACGAGAUGCACGUA
Messenger RNA from Mercenaria mercenaria, 1064 nucleotides. RefSeq lists its product as uncharacterized. The transcript has 3 exons. Gene Ontology annotation, molecular function: protein binding. The record is from RefSeq and is a predicted model, not a curated record. The coding region runs from base 111 to 1019 and encodes 302 amino acids. Lineage: Eukaryota; Metazoa; Mollusca; Bivalvia; Venerida; Veneridae.